Molecule: messenger RNA, 1345 nt
Organism: Suillus bovinus
Lineage: Eukaryota; Fungi; Basidiomycota; Agaricomycetes; Boletales; Suillaceae
Product: armadillo-type protein
Exons: 9
Coding region: 140-1201 (353 amino acids)
Source: RefSeq, a predicted model, not a curated record
ACGCAUACUUACUGCCCUAGUCCACGACGCAAGCGCGCAAGCUGAGGUCCUAGUUCUAAUUCCUACGCUCAUCAAACAUUUGAAGCAACACGACUUUUACAUCUCGCCGCCGGUGGGCAAUCUCAUAUGUGCAUAUGCAAUGCAUAAUGAAUUCCGCGAGCAAUUAAUCAAACCAGAAAGUGGUUUUCUCGCACUUCUGGUCAACAUGUUGGAAAAUCGCUUGACUGAUAUUGAGGAUCCCGCCAUCCAGAUCCUUGGCCAACUUGCGGAACAUGUUGACGUUCAGGUUGACUUGAUUAACAAUGGGCAUGUCAAGAACUUGGUGUCGAUGAUGAAAAGCCGAAAGCACGAAAUAAGUAGCGGAGCUAUACUUGCGACGUUGUCUAUACUCAAGCAUGCAUAUAUACGACAUCGGGCAAUUGAGGAAGGUAUCGUUGUUACGUUGGUCAAUCAUUUAAAACACCAGAAGAAAUGUUUGUUUGCGGCUUAUGCAUUCUCUCGUAUCUUGGACUACGAAAACAUCAGAACAGCUAUGAUUGGGCAAUCCGCUCCUGACUAUAUCGUCACCGCUCUCAAACAAGGAUCUUUUAAUGCGACGGUCGAGAAUGAACCUGGCAAAGAGGUGCUCAGCAGUCUCAUGCGCAACGAUGAACUGAGGGCAGAGGUUCUCGAAGCCCAUACAACAGCCGCCCUUUGUACCAUGUUCAAAAAGGGUGAUCAAGCGUUGAAUCAUGCAGCAUUUGACUUCCUGGACAUCAUGUCCGACUAUCCCGAUGGGAGAGAGCUGAUUAGAGGAGCUAAGAUUCCCAUAUUCCGCGCCAUAGUGGCAGCCUUGGACCACCAGAAGUGGGACUCACAAAGGAAUGCUGCAAUGGCACUUCAUACUCUUUACGGGAUUCAGGAUCCUGAGAAAAAAACGUUUGUCAUGCAAGAGUUCCAAUCGGCCAUCUUGUACGGAAUCCCGCAGAUACUGAAAUUGUUGGUGCAUGAUCGGUCUUAUCGCGUCGUUGGCGGUGCGGUAGCUCUCUUGGCAUUAUCUCAUGACGAAACUGUACGGGCUUGUGUGCGAGAGCACGAAGAUUUCAAAUUUGCCCGAAGCGGGUAUUUCUCAAAGAGCAGAAAACUACAGUACCAUGGCUCAGACCCACGUGAAGGUGAGUUGUGCUUUUUUCUCGAACAUUACGGGGAUCUGACGUCAUAACGCUUGCCAUUAGAGGAUGUCCACAAGAUGCUUGACAUAUUAUUUCCAGCCAUGGAGAACGGCCAUCACCAUCACCAUCACGGUGCCCUGAAGUUCCCAGACGUGCACCCAAUGCCUGCCCGCAGUGCCUUGGUGAAUUCCCUU